Molecule: messenger RNA, 2824 nt
Organism: Cucumis sativus (cucumber)
Lineage: Eukaryota; Viridiplantae; Streptophyta; Magnoliopsida; Cucurbitales; Cucurbitaceae
Exons: 4
Coding region: 97-627 (176 amino acids)
Source: RefSeq, a predicted model, not a curated record
UAAACGCAAUCGUAGAUUUUAAUAUUCAUUACUCAUCUUCUACCUGCCUUUCCUUCUGCAAUUCAUUGCCCAUUAAUAAAUAGUGGAAGGAGAAAGAUGGAGGCCAUGGCAGACGGAACAGCACCACCUUCAUUGUCCGAUCUUUUACUAUCUCUAGACCAAGCAACCUUCAUGGCUAAGCAGCUUCCUUCUACCUCUAAUCCAACCCAUCUCCUCCAAAUCUAUAAUUCUCUUCACCAAGCAAACCUCAACCUCUCCCUCUUCCUUUCUACAACUCACCUUCCCCAAUCUCUUCCUCUUCCUCUUCCUCUUCCUCCUCCUUCCAUCAACGAAACUUCCCUCUCCUCCGCAACCAGCGCCGCCUUCGACCCGAUGCAGGUCGGCGACGACGAUGAUGCCGACGCCCACCAGAAUUCCAAGGGUACGAUUGAAAUGGUUGAGGAGAAGAUGAAGGAUUGUUUUAUUAAGAACAAGCGGGUUAAGCGUCAGCUAUCUCCCUCCGCAGCGGCUAUGGCCGAGGAAAGACGAGUGCAUCCUCAUAAUCGCUUUACUGCCACGCCCAAGGGUUUCGAUCCUCAUGUAGAGAGAUUGCGGGCCUUGGACCUUAUUUCCCAGUUUCAUGCGUGAGCCAUAGACGUUGCUUAGUUUGAAAAUUGAGAUGGAAGAAUUUACUCGCAUUCUGGGGAACCGAAUCCCCAUAAGAAGGCGCAUGGCAUCUCUAUGCCAAUAUCAAGGCUGAAGAGUAAUGUAACGAGGGUCUUUGCGUUGUUUAAGGGUUCUUGCCAGUUUCUUUGCGAUUUAGAUUACCACCCAGAGGUCUGAGCAGUAUUGGUGCGGAUGGGGCUUGACCAUGCCUUCGUCAAGUCUUAACAUGUUAUUAGUUUUGUGCUAUUUCUCUUUCCCUAUGGCAUGAUAAAAGGAUUGGUUUGUUGAAGAGACAACAUCAAAGCUGAUCUCUUUCUGCGCACAGAAAUCAGUAGGGGUGUUGGAGCACGAUCUGCUGCUACACAGAGGCUGAGCAAGAACUGUAUAGAAUGUGUGAAAGUUUCUGCAUUAACUUGAUUCAAUAUUCUGGUGUAAGCACCAGAAAAGAUCUUCAUUGCAGCAAAGUUUCUGCCAGACUUCCAUUUGAUAUAAAGUUUGAACGACGCAGAAACUUAUGGAGAUAUCCACAACAUUAUGAGAAUUCAUUGCAUUGGUUGAGAAGGCCUCAAUCUACACUACCCAAUGCAAAAGAAUAUGGAAACAGUGAUUUGUACAGAAGUAUGGGAUAUCCAACUGUGUAAUCAUGCUCCUACCUGUUCAGCAGUGAAGCUAAUUUAUUUAAUCAUUGUAUUGUUUCCAUCUCUCUUUGAGCUGCGGGGUUUACUGGAAUGGGUUGAAGCUGUGAUUGGUUGCUUGUGUUGCCCUCCGAACGAUUGGGGCCAGGUUUUGUUCUAAAGGAGUCUUGCAGUGGCAGCCUGCAGACUGGGCAUGUAGAUUGCUUUCUCAACCAUACAUCAAUGCAAGUGAGAUGAAAACUGUGACCACAUUUGGGCAUUAUUCUCAGUACUUCCUUCUCUUCAUACUCACCCAAACAGAUUGAACAUCUGAAAGUGGAGCGCAAUGAACCAUAGUUUAGUGGGUCAGGUUAUCUAUCUAUCAGUAACUGAACAUCUUCUACAAAACUGUAAGCCUAAUUAUCUAUUCUUCUGCAGCUGAUAUGCUAAUGAAUUGAAAGUUGUACUCACUGAGCAUCUUCUAUAGAACUGAAAGCCUCUCGAUCGAACGUCAUUGUUGGUAUAGCAGCUAUGAGAACUGGUUCGAGGCCACUCGCACGGGACUCUGGCUGGCAUCAAACAACAUAAAGAACCAAGAGGCUCGUCAUUUUGACAUAUAGAUGCCUAAGACGAUGGUACCAUUCCAAUCCUUGGCUACAUCACUAUACUGUGGUGAUUAACCAAUGGGAUUCACGAUCUAGAAGUAAAUAGAAACACAGUGUGCAGAUCCAGAUUAAGAGAGAUGAGAGUAUUUCUUACCUGCUGCUCAAGAUCAAGCCUGGAUUCAAUCUCAUAAUUGGGGGUAUUGGAUUGAGCUGAACGAAGUCGACCACAAAUGAUUCUUGUACAGACGAACACUAUGAAUGUAGCACUCAUUCCAAACCCAAUAACAGUGGUAAUCAAGUUCAUACCAGAACCCGUCAUCACCAAAUCUCUGAAUUCUCAGAACCCCAACUGGAAAAAUAUGAAAAACUUGCAGGAAGAGGAGAGGAAUGGAAUGAAAAAGGAGAAAAGGAUGAAGAAUCGUGACUGGAAAGAGAAUUGGGGAAAAGAGUGAAGAAAGAUGAAGUGGAAGAAGACAGUUGGUUUGUUUUGUUCAUUGGAAUGGUUGUCGUGGUGGGUCCAUGAUUAUGAAGGGAGACUGGAAGUAGUGGGAGAUUUUCUUAUCGGACGGUUGAAGAAACAAGAAAGUUGGUGUCAGAAAUGGCGGCAAAAAGUCUGAAACGGCGAAAAAGAAAGAGGGAUUUUUUAUGAGAUUCUUCUUCUCAAAGAGCUAACGUGCGAUGGCAGCCUAAACAGAAUUUCAACCCUCUCUCUGUCUUUGCUCCGUUUCUCUGUGGGUUCUUCUUCUUUUGGAUAAGGCCGUUUGAGAUUAUAUGCAAAUAUGAUUCUUGUCCACACUUUUUAUUUUAUUUUAUUUUAUUUUACAGUGUUGUUUUAGCAAUGUAUUAAGUGGUAAGCAACCUAGAGUCGUAUUCAUGUUUAUUAGCAACUUAGACUCUUGUUCACGUUUUAAGAUUCAUUGGGUUCAUUUCUUAAUUUUUUUUUUAAACACUGUUUUCCCA